Molecule: messenger RNA, 558 nt
Organism: Bipolaris zeicola 26-R-13
Lineage: Eukaryota; Fungi; Ascomycota; Dothideomycetes; Pleosporales; Pleosporaceae
Exons: 2
Coding region: 1-558 (185 amino acids)
Source: RefSeq, a predicted model, not a curated record
AUGUCGUCCACAAAGUCACCAGCAGCAAACCCGAGCAUAACGCCUGACCUUGCUCAAGACGGUUCAAUCAUCCGCAAAGCCUUCGUUCUCGAAGCCGUUGCAAAUCUCUUCACCAUUCCUCUAAUCACAAACACACGAUUCACUCUCUCACUACUUCUCAACAAUCCGUCUCGGGACAUCAACCCGGCAUCAAUCUUAUUCGCGCGCCUUUUCGGUGGCUUGAUUGUUGGUGGACUUACAUCGGCACUGUUCGCUGGCGCAACCAAUACUAGAAAUGGCAUCGAGUCUAGGAGGCCGACUUACUUACUGUUGGGCCUAGGCGAAGCAUGCCUGAUUCCUAUUCUGAUGCUGGAGUUGAUACAAGGGGCGCCUCGUGCAGCACUAAGUAGGACGGUUGCAGGGGUAAGUAUUGGGUUUUUGCUGCCUCCAUUGCUGUGGAGGAUGUAUGUACUGUUCGUCAGGCCGGAUUUGCUGGGUAGAUAUACAGAAGAGAGAAAGGACAAUCGUGGUGCAGGCAGGAGAGACGGAUAUGAUUCUAUCAAUACGCGUGACGAUUGA